CCAAGUAAUGGAAGCAGAAGCAAUUGGACUUUGGAGAGGCUUAUAACCAUGGAGAAAUCCCACCCCCAAUCCCAAUGCUUGCUCCCUCCUCCGCCGCCGCUCUCCGCCGUGCUCCUCCGCCUCCUAUCGGAGACUUAUAUGUAGUUGAAGCGGAAGAAGGAGAGGAAUAGGAUAGUUUGAAGGCGGCAGGGUUUGCUAUCAGCCAAAAGAGCCCUUCACCUUCCUCAACUCUCCCAUGAUCUGAAAAAUAGUUUAAAAAAUUGAUUGCUGUCUGGCGAUAUUCUUUUUUUAAUUAAUUAUUAUUAUUAUUAUUAUAAUAGUAUUAUUGGUAUAGAUUUGAGACAGAGUUGAGAGGAAUCCAGUUGAUAAAUCUGAAGAGAGGCCGGCGGGCGGGGGUGAGAUGAGUCACAUGACUAGUAAUUCUAGUCCGAGUAGUAGCAUCGGGAGUGAGGAGCGGUCAGAAAUGUCGGAAGACGAGGAGCCGUCGCGGCCGUCGUCGUCUGCUUCAGAUCUCGGCGGUGGCGGAGGUGCGGCUAAAUCCCGCAUCUGCUCCACUGGCGGGGGAGGAGAUCACUGCUUCGUUCCGUCCUACUCAGAUCAGGUGCUCGAGAAUGUGCUGGAAAACGUGCUCUGCUUCCUCAGCGAUCGCCGCGACCGGAACAACGCGUCGCUGGUCUGCAAGUCCUGGUUCAAGGCGGAGGCCAUGACCAGAUCCGAGGUGUUCAUCGGCAACUGCUACGCCGUGUCGCCCAAGCGCGUCACGCGUCGCUUCGCCCAGGUUACCUCGAUGAGUGUCAAGGGAAAGCCUCGCUUCGCUGAUUUCGGCUUGCUGCCGCGGGAUUGGGGUGCGCGCUUCUCCCCCUGGGUCGCCGCCAUGGCAGAGGCUUAUCGUGCACUCGAGAAACUCUACCUCAAACGCAUUGAUGUCUCCAACGAGGAUCUGAUGAUGCUGGCCCGCUCUUUCCCCAAUUUCAAGGAGCUGGUUCUGGUUUGUUGCGAAGAAUUUGGGACCAGUGGACUCGCUACCGUUGCCUGUGAGUGCAGGAAAUUAAGGGUGCUUGAUCUGAUUGACUGUGAUGUUAAAGAUGAUGAAGUGGAUUGGAUUUCAUGUUUUCCAGAGACUAAAACAUGUCUUGAGUCUUUGAUCUUUGAUUGUGUGGAUUGCGAUGUGAACUUUCAAGCAUUGGAGCAGCUGGUGAUGAGGUCACCUUCUUUGAAGAAACUUAGGUUGAAUGGGCAUGUUUCCAUUGUGCAGCUUUAUCGUCUGAUGGUUCGAGCUCCACAGCUUACCAAUCUGGGCACAGGAUCGUUUGGUGCCUCAGAAGAGGAGGCUGAACUAGAACUCGAUUAUACUUCUGCUUUUGCAGCAUGCAAAUCAUUAGUUUGUCUUUCUGGAUUCAGGGAAAUUCUUGCAGAUUAUCUGCCUGCUAUAUAUCCAGUUUGUACCAACCUGACCUCUCUUAAUUUCAGCUAUGCCAGCAUCAGUGCUGAACAACUCAAACCAGUUAUUUGCCACUGCCACAAACUGCAGAUUUUAUGGGUGCUUGAUUCUGUCUGUGAUGAAGGACUUAAGGCAGUAGCUGCAACAUGUAAGGAUCUCCGAGAGCUUCGAGUUUUCCCUGCUGAUGCUCGAGAAGACGCUGAGGGCCCUGUUUCUGAAGUUGGUCUGCUUGCAAUUUCUGAGGGUUGUAGGAAACUUCAAUCCAUAUUAUAUUUCUGCCAGAAAAUGACUAAUGCAGCUGUUAUUGCCAUGUCAAAGAACUGCCCGGAUCUUGAGGUAUUCCGUCUCUGCAUAAUGGGGCGGCACAGGCCUGACCACCUUACUGGUGAACCAAUGGAUGAAGGAUUUGGUGCAAUUGUUAAGAACUGUAAGAAGCUUACACGUCUUUCCACAUCUGGUUUAUUGACUGACCAGGCUUUUAGUUACAUUGGAAAAUAUGGAAAAUUGGUGCGCACCUUGUCUGUUGGUUUUGCUGGAGAUAGUGACUUGGGGCUAAAGUAUGUGCUUGAGGGUUGCCCUAAGUUGCAAAAACUUGAGAUCAGAGACUGUCCAUUUGGAGAUUCAGCUUUGCAUUCUGGCAUACAUCACUACUACAAUAUGAGAUUUGUUUGGUUGUCAGCAUGCAAGGUAACUCAUCAAUGUUGUAAGGAAAUUGCUCACCAACUACCCCGCUUAGUUGUGGAAGUGAUCGAUGGGAAUGUGAUGGGAAGGGAUGCAAAUGUAUGUGACACGGUAUACAUGUACCGGUCUCUUGAUGGACCGAGAUGUGAUGCACCAAAGUUUGUGCAAAUCUUUUGAUGUUAGAAGAGAUGAGGAAGGUUUUUUUUUUCAGUGAUUUUAGCAGGCAUCAGCAAUGAUUAGCUUUAUUUUUUACUUGUGUAAGAUGUUACUAUGCUGAUGGCUGUUUGACCCCCGAGUUAGGUCCUGCUCCUGCAUGUGUUGUGCAAACGUGGUGCUUAUUCAGAUAGGGGAAUUGGGCAAUCAAGAUUAUAUUCAGCUCCAGUCGUCCUCCAGUUGUGAAACAUAUAUGAGGUUAAUUUAGUGAUUUUUCCUGCAAGGUGCUGUGCCAGCCGACAAUGCCUAUGUAUUGGGUAAUUUAUUUUUGAACUUUUCUUCCUUCAUGAUGUUCAUUUCAGAUAAAAGAAGCCUUUUGACAAUUGCAAGGGGAAGGGGAUGGGGAUGGGGAUGGGGGUGUAAAGCAGCAUUGAGGGUCAGUGACCUAAAUAGAACACACUUGUUGGUUGAUUUGUUGCUCCUCCUAUGAGGUUUUGUAAGAAGGGUGACCUAGAGAAUUGGAGAUUCAGAAGCAUGAAGAUCUGGAUAGUAAACCAUCAUCCAGUAUAAUUAUUCCCUUUUGAUAGAAAGAAUUGAGCAUCUACUUAUUUUUCUUCCUGUUAGUUUAGACUUUAGACUUGAAGCUGUAGCAGGCGGUAGCUUUUCCCCAGAACAUAUAUCAGUCAGUGAUCGAUCUAUGCACCUCUCUUUGUAGAACACUGUUUAUUUCCUUCUUUCAGAUGUGUUGUUUCUUAGCACCUGACUGUUGAAUUUAUUGUUAUAUUGUUAGAGAUUCAAGAUGGAUAAUAAAUGCUAAAUAUGCAUGAAACCA
Molecule: messenger RNA, 3107 nt
Organism: Ipomoea triloba (trilobed morning glory)
Lineage: Eukaryota; Viridiplantae; Streptophyta; Magnoliopsida; Solanales; Convolvulaceae
Product: transport inhibitor response 1-like protein
Exons: 3
Coding region: 401-2299 (632 amino acids)
Biological process (GO): SCF-dependent proteasomal ubiquitin-dependent protein catabolic process
Cellular component (GO): SCF ubiquitin ligase complex
Source: RefSeq, a predicted model, not a curated record